Molecule: messenger RNA, 791 nt
Organism: Zootermopsis nevadensis
Lineage: Eukaryota; Metazoa; Arthropoda; Insecta; Blattodea; Termopsidae
Gene: Dtd
Product: D-aminoacyl-tRNA deacylase
Biological process (GO): tRNA metabolic process
Cellular component (GO): cytoplasm
Molecular function (GO): D-tyrosyl-tRNA(Tyr) deacylase activity
Source: RefSeq, a predicted model, not a curated record
CCGUGGUGGUCUCAGAUUGUACCAUUGUGUAGGUUAUGUACAAUUGUGUUGUUGCCACUUACAAUCACCAAAGCCCGUUUGAUAAAUAUUACGCACAGAUAGAACAUGUGCCUAACGCCGCAUAGUGCACAAACACAAGUCGACCAAUACUCGUGGUAACCCUGGUCGUUGUUCCGUCUAAUCUCUCUUUUAUACCACAGAAAAUAAACGCAGUCUACCCGAAUUGCAUUUUCCUAUAUUUUUUAAAAUGAAAGCCGUCGUACAGAGAGUAAUAAAAGCAAAUGUAACAGUCGAAGGUGAAGUUAUUAGUUCCAUUGGUAAAGGACUUUGUGUUUUAAUUGGAAUAUCGAAAGAUGACACCAAAAAGGAUAUGGAAUACAUAGCACGUAAACUUCUCAGCAUACGACUUUUUGAAAAUGACCAAGGAAAAAAGUGGCACUUAAGUGUGAAAGACAAAGGAUAUGAGAUUCUCUGCAUAAGCCAGUUCACACUCUAUCAUGUUUUGAAGGGCAACAAAUUGGACUUUCAUAAUGCAAUGGCAGCAGAGAAGUCUGAAGCUUACUAUAAAGAAUUUCUGGACCUCAUAAGGGUCCAGUAUCAAGCAGAUCUCAUUAAAGACGGUAAGUUUGGAGAGUACAUGCAGGUGAACAUUCAGAACGAUGGUCCAGUUACAAUUGAGUUGCAGUCUCCGCAACAGAAGAAGAAUGUUAGUGACCUUCAAUCUGAUGAUGUUUAAUUUCAGUGUAAAAUAUGCAAAACCUUGUAUAAGUAAUAAAUGAUCUUGUUUAUUA